Messenger RNA from Medioppia subpectinata, 931 nucleotides. NCBI's taxonomy places the organism in Eukaryota, Metazoa, Arthropoda, Arachnida, Sarcoptiformes, Oppiidae. The record is from the annotation of a GenBank genome assembly.
AAAACUCUUAAUCAGUAUUUGAUAUGAUUUUUAUUUUUAUUAUCAUUUAUGCCAUAAACUGAUGGACCGAUCGAUCGCUUAGUUGUCAAUAAUUUAUUGAUAAUUACAGACAUUUGCAGAGUUUCUGUCACCACAAGAGGUUUGUUAUUGUCAUUAAACUGGUCCUAAAAUGGAGACAAUAAUUAGCGACACAACUGUCUUGAAUGUCAUCAACGGUGUUGAUCCCGAGUUGUUAAUCAAUAAACGAAGUGAAGUGGUUAUUCAUCUGAUGCUCAUUGACUCAAUCCAUGUCACAUCCAAGAGUCUGAAUGACACCCGCAUUAAGGUUUCGGUGGACGAACUCAACCAAAGAGAUACCACCACUGAUGACGGUAUCAAUGGUGACCACAAACCCAGUGGCGUCGAGAUAUCGGUGUUGAAUGAAAAUGAGUCAAAAUUUGGAUCUCAAGAACCUAAUGGACGGCUCUAUUCGGCCAAAGAAUAUGUCAUUUUCCGCACAAAAGUCACAAAUAUUGAUGAAAUGGUAUUUACGAUAGAUUUAUAUUCCUCUGGAAGCGAUUCCAAUGCAAACACAAAACGAAUCGCUUUUUGCAAUAUAUUUGCCGCUCAUCUGAAGGACACGAAUGGAUUCAUUUCAAUGCCUUUCAAUACGGAAAACGGAAAAAUUGUGGCGAAAUUGAAUUUGGAAUAUGUGAUUAUGAGUCCCAUUAAGGGAACCGACAAUUUCUUGGCCAAACUGGCGGACGAGAGUUGGCUCACGACUCGCAAGGGCUACGAUGUUGGCCAUCGCGGCGCCGGCACUGCCCGCAGAACCGACCGAAUCGAGAAUAUUCUGGAGAAUACGAUCGCGUCCUUCAAUUUUGCGAGUCUUCACGUGAGUCUAAACAUCCGUUUUUAUUAUAUUUCCAUUGAUUUCCACUAUAAUUGCAAA